AUGGAAGACGUUUUAAUUGACGAUAUUGAAGAUUUGAUGAGCAAUGAUCAUGAUGAAGUUGUUAAUGAAAGAAUAGAGAGAAAAUUCAUUUUUCCAAAACCAGAAAGAAGGAAAAAAAUUCAAAGCAAAAACAAAUUGACAAGUGCAAUAGAUGAUUAUCAACCUCCCAUAGGAGACAGUAUCAUUUCAGGCAGCCAGAAGAUAUACCUGAAGACAUGGGGUUGUAGUCACAACAAUUCAGAUAGUGAAUAUAUGGCUGGUCAGUUGUCUGCCCAUGGUUAUUUAAUCACUGACGACAAAUUGUUAGCCGACAUGUGGCUGCUAAACAGUUGCACAGUAAAGAAUCCAUCAGAAGAUCAUUUUAGAAAUGAAAUUGAACAAGCUCGCAAGUUAAAUAAGCACAUUGUGCUGGCUGGCUGUGUACCUCAGGGUCAACCCAAAUCUGCUUACAUUCAGGGUUUGAGUAUCAUUGGCGUUCAACAGAUUGAGCGAAUUGUUGAAGUUGUUGAGGAAACAUUUAAAGGCCACACAGUUCAACUGAUGCAGAAGAAAAAAAUUGAUGGCCGAAAAGGUGGUGGAGCUUCACUAUCUUUGCCUAAAAUAAGAAAAAACCCACUUGUGGAAAUCAUUGCCAUAAACACUGGAUGUCUUAACCAAUGUACAUACUGCAAGACAAAGCAUGCUAGAGGAGAGUUAGGUAGCUACUCUAUUGAUGAUAUUAUAGAGAGGGCUGUCCAGUCAUUCAAAGAGGGUGUCGUAGAGUUGUGGUUGACAUCAGAAGACCUGGGAGCUUACGGUAGGGACAUUGGGGUGAGUCUGCCUCAGUUGUUGUGGAGGUUGUUGGAAGUUGUUCCUGAGCCCUGCAUGGUCAGAUUGGGAAUGACCAACCCACCAUACAUUUCCGAACAUGUUGAGGAUAUUUGCGCCAUCUUGUGCCAUCCCAGAGUUUAUUCAUUUCUGCACAUUCCUGUUCAGUCUGGAUCCGAUGCUGUCCUAACCAGCAUGCGGAGGGAAUAUUCAGUGGAAGAUUUCGUGAAACUCGUUCAGUACAUUAAAAUGAAAGUUCCUGAUGUAACCAUAGCAACUGAUGUCAUCUGUGGCUUCCCGGCUGAAACUGAAGAAGACCUGAAAGAAACUUUGAAGCUGAUAGAAGCCUUCAAGUUUCCAAGCCUCUUCAUCAAUCAAUUUUUUCCUCGGCCCGGAACGUUGGCUGCCAAAAUGGAGAAGAUCCCAACAACGGAGGUGAAAAGGAGGACGAAGAUUGUAUCGGACUUGUUCAAUUCCUACACCACGUACGAUCACAAGAUAGGUGAGGUGCAGGAUGUGUUGGUAACUGAACAUUCGACUGAUGGGCGAUAUUAUGUAGGCCAUAACAAAUCUUAUGAUCAGGUGCUGGUUGGCAAGGAUGGCGAUUGGAUGGGCCGUAUGAUGAAGGUACGCAUAACGAGCACAGGCAAGCACUUCCUCAUGUCUCAGGUUCUCCGCCCGUCUAGCACCACCACUAUCACAACAAAAUUAAUGACAGCGGUGACAUCAUCAAUGAUAACUAUCAAGAAAAAAAUGAAAGACAUUAGGUUUCCGCCUCUAAGCAGAUUUCUUAAAGUCUCUUUACUGUCACUGCUGACGAUUGCUCUGUUCAAAAGUGAAUUUUAUUACAGAACAUGGCAGUGUUUGAAAAGUUGGGUAUGA
Helobdella robusta is the source of this 1689-nucleotide messenger RNA. RefSeq lists its product as hypothetical. Bases 1 to 1689 code for a protein of 562 amino acids. The transcript has 13 exons. The record is from RefSeq and is a predicted model, not a curated record. Gene Ontology annotation, cellular component: endoplasmic reticulum. NCBI's taxonomy places the organism in Eukaryota, Metazoa, Annelida, Clitellata, Rhynchobdellida, Glossiphoniidae. Gene Ontology annotation, biological process: tRNA methylthiolation. Gene Ontology annotation, molecular function: 4 iron, 4 sulfur cluster binding; tRNA (N(6)-L-threonylcarbamoyladenosine(37)-C(2))-methylthiotransferase activity.